GAGUGAAGCUUUGAAGCGAGACUCGUUCGUACGUAUUUCGCAUUUAACAAUACGAAAAAUGAGACUAUUUCAAAUUUCAAGUGUUAAAUAACGAAGAAAAUUAGUAUUGAUUUGGUGUCAUAGAUAUUCUAUUUUUAGAAUAAGUUUAUGGAUUGUUGGAGUCAAGAUGGGACAUGGAUCUUCAAAUCGUUCUGCGUCAUCUAAUAUUUUAUCUUCGGAAGAACUAACUUUGGUCGAAAAUCUAUUUAAGUCAAUGUCGCGUAGUUCAGGAUCUAUUAAACGCGAAGACAUUUUUAAGCAUUGGUCGGCUCACUUAGAUGAUACAUUGUUGCAAUUCGUAGUACGAUUUCUUUGUCAUGAGCCUGGAAAACGAGUUUCAGCAGUGAAUGGUGAGAGCUUUGGCAAAUUAUAUGUAUACGCUGUACGUGGUAGUUCCGAAGAGAGGACAAAUUUAAUAUUCACGGGUUUCUCAGAGGAUGAACAAAAGCAUGAAAUUCCUACCGCAACAUUUUUACAAUAUCUUCAAGCCACUAUAAAUUCAUACUUGACCCUACAAAAAAACUGUGCCAACUCACAUUUUCUCAGCUGGAGUAGUAUCGGUUGUACUGUAAAUAAGAGAAGAAUAAACAUGCGAUCUCGUACUUUGUGCGAGGAACUUGUAUGGGGUAUGGAGUACGGUGAUACUUUGACGUUCGAACAAGUGGAUGUUUGGUUUCGUCAGGCUGCCACUUUCAAAACAAUUCAGUCACAUGUUUUCCAUUGUUUAUUUUUAGUGUCUCAAAAGAAGGGUGAUAAAAAUACAUUAGCAAAAAUUAAUGAUUUAAAUCUUUUGCCACUUUGUCAGGGACUAGAGAACAUUCCACAUUUUCCAAGUAUUUUGGGUCUUGGAGAUGUCUUAUUUUUGAAUCUUAGCUUACCCCAUGAGCUUCGCAACGAGUGGCGUUUUCUUUUCUCAAGUCAAGUACACGGUGAAUCAUUUUCUACAAUGUUAGGAAGAAUCACAAUGCAAGGAGCUACAAUCAUAAUUCUUCAAGAUAUGGAUGAUCAUGUUUUUGGCGGUUUUGCUUCUGAGAAUUGGGCUCUUUCGCCCAUCUACACAGGAAAUCAAUCAUGUUUUUUAUUUCAAUUAGAACCACAAAUUUUGACUUUUCCAGCUACUGGCUAUAAUACAAAUUAUCAGUAUCUGAAUUUACAUCAAAAAACGAUGCCCAAUGGAUUGAUAAUGGGUGGUAAAUUAGAAUAUCCUGCUCUCUGGUUAUAUUGUGAGUAUGGCUCGGGUCAAUGCAGUGUAUCAUGUACAACAUUUCAAAAUUAUGUGCAACUCAGUGGGAAACAAAAUUUUGAGGUUAAGCAUUGUGAAGUAUGGGGUGUGGGACCAGUAGCAGAUGAAGCUAAUGAAGAAGAAAGAGAGUCAAGGUCAAUUCUUGAUCAGGAUCCUGCUUCUACAGUUCUAUUGGAAUUGUUUGGUAAAAAAUUACACAGUGAAGGACUUAGAGAGAAAAAGCAAUAAGAAAAUAAUUGUAUGUCUUAAUAGAUAUUAAAUUUCAUUCGAUAUCAAAUAAAAAUUGUUCCAAUAACUCUUCGCUUGGUGCAAAUAUCUAAAGUAAAUAAAGGAAUAAAAACUUAUCGUUUCAUGAAAAAAUG
Ceratosolen solmsi marchali is the source of this 1644-nucleotide messenger RNA. RefSeq names its product TLD domain-containing protein 1. Gene Ontology annotation, cellular component: nucleus. Gene Ontology annotation, biological process: response to oxidative stress. Lineage: Eukaryota; Metazoa; Arthropoda; Insecta; Hymenoptera; Agaonidae. The record is from RefSeq and is a predicted model, not a curated record. The transcript is spliced from 2 exons. The coding region runs from base 167 to 1510 and encodes 447 amino acids.